CCCCCCGUGUCUGUUGAUUUGAAAACCGCUGAUCAGAAGUCAGUGUGCGUACUCUGAUUUUACGGCUAACAGCGAGGAUAAGCCUCCCACGAAAACCGAUUCAAAGUCAGUUUAGUGUCCAAAGACCAGUGGUUUGUAUUUGUUGUCACGAGAUGCUCUACCUCCAAAAAGAGGCCAAAAAGUAAACAGAAAUCGAGGUAGUAGCUAGAAGCAGGGAUGUGGAAAUACUACCGGCUAACUAACGGCACCUUAGUCAACGGUUGUACUGUUGAAACGAGGCCAGGUUUGUUUUUUUAGAAAGCCCAGAAGACAUCCAUCAAAAGGGAAGGGAAGACAAGAUGGAGAUGCUGUGUUUCCGGUUACCGGGCCACGGGGACACAACUCUGAAGCACAUGAAUACACUGAGGUCCCGCCAGCAGUUCUGUGAUAUCACCAUUGUGGCCAGCAACAACCAGACAUUCAGGGGACAUAAGGUGGUGCUGGCUGCCUGCUCGCCCUUCUUACGGGACCAGUUCCUCCUUAACCCAUCCCCCAAGCUUCAGGUGUCGAUGCUGUACAGCUCCACAGUGGUGUGUGAUCUGCUUCAGUCUUGUUACACUGGCGUCCUGCAGUUUAACCCAGAGGAGAUUGUCAACUACUUGACCGCUGCCAGCUACCUACAGAUGGAGCAUAUUGUGGAGCGCUGCCGAGGAGCCCUGAAGAAGUACGUGCAGCUAAAGAACCCCAGUCCACCAAAGAUGACUUCAGAGGAGAACCAGUCUCGACCGGUGAUUGUCAGCGGAAGCAUUCAUUCUGUUGAAACUGCAUCUCAUCCCACUGGCCGACCCUCCCCUGUGCACCCCCACAGUCCUGUAGUACGCUCAGUGGAGGAGAACAACGGCGAUAUGUCUGUUCAGGGCAGCUGUCAACACCACGAUGACAGUCCCAUGGUGGAUGAGCCAUAUAUCAAGGUUAAUGCAUCAGACGAGGAGGAAGAGGUCAGACAUGAGGAUUAUGAUGUGUUCAGAGUGUAUGUCUCUGAAGAAGAGCAGAUGAACAGAGACAGGGAGGAGGAGAGAGGAGCUCCCUCUGAUGGACCUCAAGAUGUGUGUUACCCAGAGACAGAAGGUGUCGUGAUUGAAGGAGAAGGCAGUGAAUAUGACUUGAAUCCAACAGAAGAAGAUCUCGGUACUGGGGAACUUUCAGUUCUCCGCGCUUUCAGGCGCAAGCUGUCUGACCCUAAAAUUGGCCAGGGCAGAGGGAGAGGCAGGGGGCGGGGGUUUAAGAGGAGAAAGUGGGUGUCAUCACAGGACAAAAGGCCUGCAGGUAUGGAUCGCCACCAGGAUUUGUGGUAUCUAGCAACUGCAGGGAUGGGAGGGAGUUUUGGGCUGGACUACACCCAAGAAGGGCUUAAGACAGGAGGUUACGUCUCAGUUGAACUCCCAGGGUUAGACUUCACCAUGGGCGACACUCGGGGCGAAAAGGUCUCACCAAUGGAUGCCAACAGUUUGACCCAGUACGCCUUGGAGGAGUCUAGUUGUGGUGCUGGUGAGGGAAGUUCAGGGUUGACAACUGUUGGAACAAAUGAGGGAGGGGAUGAGUCUGUUGCAGUGGUGGGGUCCACUUCAAGUGUAGCUGGACCUGUAAUCUGUGAGCACUGCGGCAUGACAUUCCCCUCGGCCCACUCCCUAGCCAUCCACUCCCGCUCCACUCACCUGCUGUACGCCUGCCCCUGCUGUGGCAAACACUUCCACCACUCCGCCAACCUCACACGACAUAUGGCCGUGCACCGAGGCUCCGGCAAAACUCACCAGUGCCCCCUCUGCUAUAAGACUUUCACCCAAAAAUCCACACUGAUAGACCACAUGAACCUCCACAGUGGUGAGCGGCCACACCGCUGCGCAUACUGCCAUGCCCGUUUUGCCCACAAGCCUGCCUUACGACGCCACCUGAAGGAACAACAUGGAAAAACCACAGGACAGAACUCCCUACAUGAGCAGGAGGAGAGGGAGAGAGCGAGAGGAGCCGCUGGAAAUAUACGAGAGGAAGAGCAAGAAUGCCUUGUUACUGAACAAGUGCCAUAGGCCAAAACAUUAAAGACAGUGAAGUGUCUAAACAUAUAAAGCUCAUCAGGCUCGACAGCUUACUGCAGUUAAAUUUGAGUGGCAAGCUGUCCAGUGGGGAGAUCGGUCUGUGGUCUGUAAGCUGACUAUGAAGCCCUUUAAAAUCUCAGACUGUGAAAAUAAAAGCCCUUUCACAUUCAAAUUUGCAUAGAAAUAUGCAUACCAAAUGAUAGAUGUGGGUAAAAAUGACUGAGUGCACAGUCCUCCACCCUCUUACACUGAGAAAAGAGGCCCUUUUCAUAAGACAUUUUGACUAGUCAUAGAAGGAAAAGAACAUUUUACUAAUAACAUUAACAAUGGUUCUGUUGUAUUCAAAUGUCCCAGUAAGUCAUGACAGUGUGAGCCAGCAUGCACAACACCAGGACCCUGAAGCAGCUAACACCUGUGCUUUUCCUACUGUGACAUGUCAAGGUGUCCUCAGUGACAAAAGGCCUGUUGAUUUUUCUUAGACUAGUUUUGAUUAGUUUGAUUCAGAACUGUAAUCUUAAAUUUGAAUAUAUGUAAUACAUGUUCAGUACGAUGACUGGCCACAGUUCAGAGAAAAGAUGAUGUAAAAAAAAAAAAAUAAUAAUAAUAAUUGGAAAGUC
This is a messenger RNA of Siniperca chuatsi (mandarin fish), 2689 nucleotides long. Its product is annotated as zinc finger and BTB domain-containing protein 12-like. The transcript has 5 exons. Lineage: Eukaryota; Metazoa; Chordata; Actinopteri; Centrarchiformes; Sinipercidae. Gene Ontology annotation, cellular component: nucleus. Gene Ontology annotation, biological process: regulation of transcription by RNA polymerase II. The record is from RefSeq and is a predicted model, not a curated record. Gene Ontology annotation, molecular function: DNA-binding transcription factor activity, RNA polymerase II-specific; protein binding; RNA polymerase II cis-regulatory region sequence-specific DNA binding. Bases 339 to 2063 code for a protein of 574 amino acids.